Molecule: messenger RNA, 390 nt
Organism: Phytomonas sp. EM1
Lineage: Eukaryota; Euglenozoa; Kinetoplastea; Trypanosomatida; Trypanosomatidae
Source: the annotation of a GenBank genome assembly
AUGAAUACGUGGGAACGGCACUUUUUUUUUUUUUGCUUCCUCUGUAUUCUGCUGCCCUUUGUAGCCCUUUACACAUUUACUGGAUUCCCAAAUACCAACUCUAGUGAAUUGAUCGAUAAAAAAAUAGAUCAGAUUCGGCGUCACGUAGCUGAUCGUUAUCUGCAGCGUACGGCACGACUCGACAACGUCUCCCCGUUACUAUCUGGUCUGUUUUUCACUAUUGCUAAACGCGGUUACGGCGAUCGUGCACCAACGGAAGAUGCUAUAUGCGAAGUACACUAUACUUAUCGUUUUAGAUGCAAUUUGGUCUUUGAGGACACUCGGAGGAAUACGUAUCCAAUGCACCGAGCACCAUCACAAAUGAUUGCUGGUGCAAAGGAGGCAAUGUAG